Molecule: messenger RNA, 2243 nt
Organism: Cuscuta europaea
Lineage: Eukaryota; Viridiplantae; Streptophyta; Magnoliopsida; Solanales; Convolvulaceae
Source: the annotation of a GenBank genome assembly
CAUGGAUUUCUACCCAAUUCAGUGUGUGUUAUAGAGAGAGAAAGUCAUGCAUCUUUUAGCUUUAUAGAGAGAGAAAGAGAGUUUCUUUCUUCAAGUUUCAACUACACUCAUGCUACUACUGCAUAGGUACUAAUGUCCAGCAUUGCUGUCAGAUGACUUAGAUCUUCCUCUUUCUUCUUCAAUCUGUUCUUGAUUUAAGAUUUUCCCAGAUCAGAUUUGAGCUUUUGAAUACUCGAAUUUUAGCCCAAGGAUGGAUCAAGAAAAUCAAGAAACGCUUCCCCUGAAGCACUUCUGCAAACUCUGCAGAAAAGUAUUCCCCUGCGGCAGAUCCUUGGGUGGUCACAUGAGGUCUCACCUGAUCUACGACCAACCGGAAACCAGCGAGAAGAGCAGAAACUCCAAUCCGGGGACCGAAGCCUACGCGCUGAGAGAGAACCCGAAGAAGACUCUCAAGUUCUCUGGAGAUGGUGACAAAGAAGAAGAAGAAAAAGAAGAUGCUUUGCGUCAGAACAAGGUCUGUGAUGAAUGUGGGAAAGUUUUUCUGUCUUUUAAGGCUCUGUUUGGCCACAUGAAAUCCCACUCCCAGAAAACAGUCAAUGCUGUUGGGCAGCCAAACAAGAAGAAGCGAUCAAGAAGAGCAGCAGCCAAAAGGUUCCAGGUUCACUCUAAUGCUGCUGAUACCACUACUAAUUCCUCUACCUUAACUUCUGCUAAUAGUGACUAUGAGCAAGAAGAAGUUGCUAUGAGUUUGAUUAUGCUAUCUAAUGAUGUCGGCAGUAGUUUGGAUACUGAUAAUUUUGAGUUUCUGGAUAUGAUUCGAGCUGAGAAGUUGAAGAAUCCGAAAUCCAGAGGCUUUGAGUGUUGUACGUGCAACAAAACAUUCCAGACAUACCAAGCUCUGGGAGGUCACAGAGCAAGCCAUAAUAAGAAGAUUCAGAAUAACAAUGGCACUUUUUCCCCACCACCAAAGAAGAUGAAAGUGGAUUCUCACGAAUGCCCGAUUUGUUUCAAGAUUUUCUCAUCGGGUCAAGCAUUGGGAGGUCACAAGAGAUCCCACUUCAUAUCAGCUGAGCUGCAGGGGAAAGCUGAUGUAGAACCAGCUCAAAUGCAGCAGCAAGAGACCAGAGAUUUUCUUGAUCUCAACUUUCCUGCUCCAGUUGAAGAAGAUGAAGAAGAAGAAGAUUUUUUGCUUUCUUUCCCAAUUUACAGCUCUGUUUGCUUAUCAAAUUUAUGACACGUUCUCUUAAAUGCUUUUUCUUCUUCUGUGAUUUGAUCUGUUUUUAUCUAGGUAUAAGUGUCCUGUGUUCAUGAGUGUCAGUCUUUCAACUAGUAUGAAGCACUUGAAGAUGUCUCAAAGACUCGAAGCAAAUUUGUUCAAACUUGGUUGAGAACAAACAGUAUCAUAAUAAUGUAGAGUUUAUGUGAAGUUUGCAGAAAAAAUGGUAUCAUAAUGAGAUCCAUUGUCCAAAUUGCUAGAAAAGUGAUUAUCUUGAUUUCUUAAAUUUUUAUUUCUGUAAUUCAGUUACAUUAUAAAGGUGCAGAUUGAUAUAGACUUUAAAGGAUGGAUUUUACUACUUUCUUUUAUAUCAUGUAAUGGCUUUACCUUGGCAGCAAAGGAAAAUGAUGAUGGACAGUGAGUAAAGUAAAGAAGUGGGAAAGAUCAGAUAUGAAAUCCAUUUUUGGUUAUUUUCAAUAUUAUUGAAAAUAGAAGAGAGAUUUUUUUGGUGGCUGAGAUCCUUUCCUCUUAUGUCAAACAGAGAUCAACGAAGAAAACCUCAAAGUUUUUACUGAGGUACAAAGAAGAAGAAGCAAAAACACAAACUCAAAAUAUUCACUUGAUGAAGGAACAGAAGAUGUACAACUAUUCUACGAGGUGGGAUAUUCAUCUCACCCCAUGAUCACCAGGAGCCACUCAAAAACCUCAAAAUGAAACAAACUACUAUCUCUACCCAGUUGAUGAGAGGUUCGACUCACCACACAAAUUAGAGGCAGCUCUUCAACGCUUCAAAUUCUUACAGACCUUAUCUCAAGAGAGCCAUCAGGUUUCAUAACAGAUACAAUAGAUCCCUUUCAGCUUCAAUUGGGAUCCCCCAACAAAAUUUCAAUUGUUGAUGUAUUUUUCGACUUCCUUUCAUUUCUCUUACGUUCCAUCAGUUGUAAUCUCAAUUCCUUGUACUCAAAACUUUAUUUAAAUAAAUUAGGGAGGUGUUCCCCGACACCCCCUCACCUAGUGUGGUAAUUAC